Messenger RNA from Clavispora lusitaniae ATCC 42720, 453 nucleotides. RefSeq lists its product as uncharacterized. The record is from RefSeq and is a predicted model, not a curated record. Gene Ontology annotation, molecular function: heme binding. Gene Ontology annotation, biological process: sterol biosynthetic process. Gene Ontology annotation, cellular component: endoplasmic reticulum membrane; intracellular membrane-bounded organelle. NCBI's taxonomy places the organism in Eukaryota, Fungi, Ascomycota, Pichiomycetes, Serinales, Metschnikowiaceae.
AUGGCAUCCACAUCGAAGAGCCCGUCGAUUUAUAGCCUUAGCCAAGUCAGCAAACAUGCCACGCCCACAGACCUCUGGGUCAUCAUAUACAAUAACGUGUAUGACAUUUCGGACUUUGUCAAAGACCAUCCAGGCGGAGCUGAAGUGCUCUUUGAUUGCGGUGGAGUCGAUGCGACGGAAGCAUUUGAAGAUGUCGGCCACUCACAAGAUGCCGUUGAUAUGCUUGUGCCCUAUUACGUCGGGAAACUAGCGCCAAAUGAGUGCAAGGUGUACCGACAACAGGAAGAGAAGAUUGCUACGACGAAAAUAAAAGCGGCGCCAAGGCUGCGCAAGAAGCCUGAUCCAGCAGGAUACCGUGCCUUAGCUGUUGUGUGGAUGACUUUGAUUCUGAUGACAGUAUUGGUCGUCCUCGGCUUGCAGAAGAUGCACUGGAUCAAUAUCACCAGCAAGUAG